Trachemys scripta elegans is the source of this 546-nucleotide messenger RNA. Its product is annotated as interleukin-4-like. Bases 1 to 546 code for a protein of 181 amino acids. The transcript has 5 exons. NCBI's taxonomy places the organism in Eukaryota, Metazoa, Chordata, Testudines, Emydidae. The record is from RefSeq and is a predicted model, not a curated record.
AUGUGGAACGCCAGCUUCCUGGAACUUUGUGUGGCGCUCACGCCAACACUGCGGGGCAAAGACACCAAAAUGGGAGCUGCCCUCUCGGUAGAAAAGCGCAUGGCAAUUGCCUGCAACAAUCAUGUAGUCCUGGGAAGACACAGAAUCUGCUGGGUCACCUAUUUAAGAGAGAUCAUCAAGAUACUGGACAACAUUACAAAGCAGAAGGAUGAUCUAACAACCAACAUUCCUUUCUUUCUAAUCCAGUUUAUGGCAUCUACAAGUUUAGUGAACAUACCCCAAGGUCCAACCUGUGCACCCCUCGUCCUGAAAAAGGAGACAUUUGAUAUUUUAUGCAAAGCUGCAACGGUUGUUGAAAAUGGUCGUUGCGGCCAUUCCUACAAGUUUCCCAUGGAAGCCAUUUAUGUUAAUUUAAUACAGCUAAUUCAGAAGGUACCCUGUCCAGUGAAGGCAGACAACAAUAUUAAGUUGAAACAUUUUCUAGAGAACCUGAAAGAUUUCUCCCAAAGAAUAAUGAAAGAAAAGUACAGUAGAAUUAGAGGAUAA